UUUUAACUAAAAAUUAAUGAUAGUUUCAUAAAUUUGUCUAUAUUUUAAAAUUUUCAUAAAAAGUUUUUGCAAUAAUAGAUUAUAUUGAAAGAAUUUAAUUUGAUUUUAAAGUUUCUUUAUUAUUUAAUUAAUUAGAUUUUAUAAAAUUCUAUGUUUUUUUAAUUUAAUUUAAAUUUUAUUUCUUUUGCGUUUUUUAUUGGUUUUCUAGUUCUAAUAAUUUAUGUGUAUUAGUAUUUAAUAAUAACAAAAACUUAAAAGCCUCAUCAUGAUAAAUUUCUAAAUUUUAUUUUAAUUAUUAACAAUUAUCUUCAUUUUUAUUGGUACUAACUAAAAGUGGAGUUGUUUUAGAACUUAAAUGACCACAAAUGCUUUUUAUUCUUCUUUUAUUAUCUUUAUUUUCUGAUUAAAAUUUGGAAUUAAAAUUUGUACUAAAUAGUGAAUUAAUUUUAAACGGACUUGUGAAUUAUUUAGAUA
Messenger RNA from Ichthyophthirius multifiliis, 474 nucleotides. RefSeq lists its product as hypothetical. The annotation marks the transcript as partial. The transcript has a single exon. The record is from RefSeq and is a predicted model, not a curated record. NCBI's taxonomy places the organism in Eukaryota, Ciliophora, Oligohymenophorea, Hymenostomatida.